Lampris incognitus (smalleye Pacific opah) is the source of this 1731-nucleotide messenger RNA. RefSeq names its product receptor-type tyrosine-protein phosphatase H-like. The transcript is spliced from 8 exons. NCBI's taxonomy places the organism in Eukaryota, Metazoa, Chordata, Actinopteri, Lampriformes, Lampridae. The record is from RefSeq and is a predicted model, not a curated record. Gene Ontology annotation, molecular function: protein binding. Bases 1 to 1731 code for a protein of 576 amino acids.
AUGAUAACACACUCAAACAGCCAUACGUUCUCCAGCCUGACACCAGGAGUGGAGUAUUGCUUCCUCGUUUCCACACAACUGAAGAAUGGAAUGCAAAGCAAAUCUGUUGUGAUCCCUGCUCAGACCGACCCCAUCCCUCCUGAAAAGAUACACAUUUCUCAGGUCACUAGUGACUCGGUCUCUCUGAGUUGGGACACACCAGCUGGUGAAGUGGUGGGUUUCAGUGUGAGCUGUUCCUGUGAUGGGAUGACUGUCCAAGAGAUGACAACACACUCAAACAGCCAUACGUUCUCCUGUCUGACACCAGGAGUGGAGUAUUGCUUCCUUGUUUCAACACAACUAAAGAAUGGAAUUUUAAGCAAGUCUGUAAUGACUUCUGCAUACACAACCCCCGUCCCUCCUGAAAAGAUACAGGUUUCUCAGGUCACCAGUGACUCAGUGUCAUUGAGUUGGGACACACCAGCUGGUGAUGUGUGGGGUUACAGCAUGAGCUGUUCCUAUGGUGGGAAGAUUUUUCUAGAGACGACCACACAGUCAAACAGCCAUACGUUCUCCUACCUGACACCAGGAGUGGAGUAUGUAUUUCUUGUUUCCACACAACUGAAGAACAGAAUCCUAAGCAAGUCCGCUGUGAUCUCUGCCCACACAAAGCCCAUCCCUCCAGAAAAGAUACACAUUUCUCAGGUCACUAGUGACUCAAUGUCUUUGAGUUGGGACACACCAGCUGGUGACGUGUGGGGCUACAGCAUGAGCUGUUCCUAUGGUGGGAAGACUUUUCAAGAGAUGACCACACAGUCAAACAGCCAUACAUUCUCCAGCCUGACACCAGGAGUGGAGUAUUGCUUCCAUGUUUCCACACAGCUGAAGAACGGAAUUCAAAGCAAGUCUGUGGUGACCUCUGCACACACAAACCCCAACCCUCCAGAAAAGAUGCAAGUCUCUCGUGUCAGUACUGACUCAGUCUCAUUGAUUUGGGACACACCAUCGAGUGAAUGGUGGGGUUACAGUGUGAGUUGUUCUUGUGAUGGGGAGGCAGUUCAAGAGAUGACAACACACUCUAACAACCAUACGUUCUCCAGCCUGACACCAGGAGUGGAGUAUUGCUUCUGUGUUUCCACACAACUGGAGAAUGGGGUCAUGAGCAAGUCUCUUAUGACCUCUGCACACACAAAGCCCAUCCCCCCAGAAAACGUACAAGUUUCUCAGGUCACCAGUGACUCAGUCUUUUUGAGCUGGCUCACACCAGCUGGUGUAGUGGGGGGUUACAGUGUGAGGUGUUCCUGUGAUGGGAAGAUUGUCCAAGACAUGACAACACAUUCAAACAAUCAUACCUUUUCCAGUCUGACACCGGGAGUGGAGUAUUGCUUCCUUGUUUCCACACAGCUGAAGAACGGAAUCCUGAGCAAGUCUGUUGUGACCUCUGCACACACAAACCACCUCAAACUCCAUGAGUUGGGAGAUCUGUUGCUUGAGUUAGAGGCUGUAAAGCUGAAUGGAUAUUUGCCUGGUCUGAGCUAUUUUGACACCGCCAGAGGAGUAGGACCCAUUGUUGAGAAGCUACUCUUUUAUCUCCGGGAGAAGUGGAUGUCAGUAGGGUCAAAAUAUAAGGACGAGUUCAGAAUGCUCGACCUGGGCUGGGUUAUCAUAGGCGAGGUUUGCUAUCAGAGGACCUGCAAACCAGAUGAGGUCAGACUGCAGUACCAACUUCGUAAGGGCAGCCAAGUAACAUAA